UGUUGAUGCUUUUCUUUAGGUAUUCUUAAACAAGUUAAAGAUUACAUUAAAGAAUGUAGUAAAUGCCAGGAAAAGCUAGAUCGUUCUAGAUCUCUGUCAGAUCCUUCUGAAAUGCUAGAGGAACUAGGACUGGACACAAGAUCUCACGAAGAUAGUAAUGAAACAGAUGAUGAAUUAAGUAACACUGCAUCUGUCCCAGCUGCAUCACCGAAAUCUGUGAAAAAGAAGCCAAUAGCAAAACAUGAGCUUGUAUUUGUUGAUAGUAAAGGCCUUGUGAAGCAGUCUUCUUCAAAACAUUCUCUGUCAGUUUUAAACCAACUGAACCAGCAGAGACUUUCCAAUCAGUUUUGUGAUGUUACUCUGUUGAUUGAAGGAGAAGAGUACAAAGCACACAAAUCUGUCUUGGCAGCUAACAGUGAGUACUUCCGGGAGCUUUUCAUCGAAAAGGGAGCUGUCUCCAGUCAUGAAGCGGUAGUGGAUCUUUCAGGUUUUUGCAAGACAAGUUUCCUCCCUUUACUGGAAUUUGCUUAUACCUCAGUGUUAACUUUUGACUUCUGUAGCAUGGCAGAAGUUGCCAUGCUAGCCAGGCAUCUCUUCAUGUCAGAGGUUUUGGAAAUCUGUGAAAAUGUGCACAAACAGAUGGAAGACAAACAAAUUACAGUCUACCAAAAGGGAGAUAUUCACACUGUAGAGUCAACACAAAGUUUGCCAGAGCAGAAUGCAGUUGAGACGCAGCCUGUGGAUAGUGUUGAACAGCCUCUGCCUACAGAAGUGGUAAACAGUGAAGUAGUGGCAACUGUGAAUGGAGCAUCUCCCAGCACUGGACAAGAGGAGACAACAGCACCACAGUCUGACUCUCAGACUUCAGAGGCUAUAACAGAGCCUACAGUACAGUCUGUUUAUACUGAAACAAGUGGAAAUGAAAUAAAAAUAGAAAUGGUACAGAGCAUUGCAAAUAACAUUGUUUCUGUCAUGCAGUCUGAGCCUCCAGUGACAGAGGACAUGGAAACAUGCUCUCCAACAGAAGACACUGAGGCUGAUCAAAAUGAGAGCAGCACAGAAAAUGUAGAAAUCACUUCAGAAGAGUCUUUAGAAGCACUCAAGCAAAAAUGUAGCAGGCCAUGUAAGGCAGACAGCACUCUGGUAUCACCAUCUGAGAGCAUCGUGAGCAGCCAAGAUGAUACUUAUAAAAGCAAACUUCGUCAACGUUCUGUUAGUGAGGGUGGAUAUAUCAGAUUGCACAGAGGAAUAGAGAAAAAGCUACAGAACAGGAAGACAAACCCAAAAUCAGCAAUACAGCAGGUUGCCAUGAAAUUAGUGCAAAGAGGGAAGAAGAUGAAGCAACCGAAAAGAGAUACUGCAGAGAAUGAGGCAGAAGCUCAGAUCAAAUGCAAUGAAUGUGGGAUGGUUUUUCAGAGGCGUUAUUCGCUUAUAAUGCAUACACUGAAACAUGAAAGAGCUAAAGAUUACAAAUGCCCACUAUGUAAAAAAGAGUUCCAGUAUGGUGCCUCGCUACGUGCCCACCUUGUUCGACAUACUCGAAAAAAUGAAGUGAGUUCUGCAACUGCUAGUAUAGAAGAGACGGGAGCAUCAGCAGUGAAAGGCAGAACUAAGCGGGAGUUUAUAUGUGAUAUAUGUGGAAGAACUCUACCCAAGCUGUACGCUCUCAGAAUACACAUGCUCAAACAUACAGGUGUAAAGCCUCAUGCAUGCAAGGUCUGUGGAAAGGCAUUUACUUACAAACAUGGAUUAAAAAUGCAUCUGGCUCUCCAUGAAACGCAGAAGCAGUUCAAAUGUGACUUAUGUGAAAAGUCUUUUGUCACAAAACGGAGUCUUCAGGAACAUAUGAGCAUUCACACAGGAGAAUCCAAGUAUCUUUGCUCCAUUUGUGGGAAGUCUUUUCACAGAGCCUCAGGACUUAGUAAGCACAUAAAGAAACACCAGCCAAAACCUGAAAUUCGUGGAUAUCAGUGUACUCAGUGUGAAAAAAGUUUCUAUGAAGCUCGGGAUCUCCGGCAGCAUAUGAACAAGCAUCUUGGUGUGAAGCCGUUCCAAUGUGAGUUCUGUGGGAAGUGUUACAGUUGGAAGAAAGAUUGGUAUUCUCAUGUGAAGUCCCAUUCUGUCACAGAUCCUUAUAGAUGUAAUGUGUGUGGCAAAGAAUUCUAUGAGAAAGCUUUGUAUAGAAGACAUGUAAAGAAAGCCACUCAUGGGAAGAAAGGGAGAGCAAAGCAAAAUCUGGAACGUGUGUGUGAGCACUGUGGGAGGAAAUUCACUCAGCUGCGAGAAUAUAGACGACACAUGAACAAUCACGAGGGUGUUAAGCCUUUUGAAUGUCUAACUUGUGGAGUAGCCUGGGCUGAUGCACGUUCCUUGAAGCGUCAUGUGAGGACACAUACUGGAGAACGACCAUAUGUCUGUCCAGUAUGCAAUGAAGCUUACAUAGAUGCCCGGACACUACGGAAGCAUAUGACCAAGUUCCACAGGGAUUAUGUACCUUGCAAAAUUAUGCUUGAAAAGGACACACUUCAGUUUCAUAACCAGGGGACACAGGUGGAACAUGCCAUCAGUAUUUUAACAGCAGACAUGCAAGAACAAGAAACUGAGAUUAGCAUUGGCAGUGAAGAGAUUGAGACUGUGGUAGUGACUGGAGAAACAAUUGAAGCUCUUGCAGCUACUGAGGAAUGUACAUCAGUAUCCACUCUUUCUGACCAAAGCAUCAUGCAGGUGGUGAAUUACGUAUUGGCACAACAGCAAGGACAGAAAAUAGCUGAAGUUACACAAGCUAUUGAAACUGUAAAAGUAGAAGUGGCCCAUAUUUCAGAAACUGAGUGAAUAUCCUGACAGAGCAAGAAGGGUGCAGUGUUAAGUACAAGUCAAGCUAAGUACUAACUGUGAGUAUUUGAGGCUUACAGUAAUACUGACUUUGAGAUACUGAAUCUCUUAUACAUUGAGUUUCUUGGUUGCAGAAUAUCGCACAAUGCACUGAGAGAAAAAUGUAAAAUUUCAGAUACUUCAGUGCAGAGUAAGAGUUGGAAGACUGAUUUCUGCACCAGUCAUAAUCAAUUAGUACAGAAAGGUCUAAAAUAAAAUAUUUCCUGUGUAACGGCAGUAAGUGUCAUGUUGUAAAUUUUUAUGGACUUUUACAAGGAAGUUGUGCUAUAAUUGUACAGCUGUUUCAGCAGCAUUUUGCCUUUGUUUUAAUAUGUAUAUUAUCAGGGUCAGUGAAUGAAAUUCAAGUGAUGGGUUCUGUCCUCUUUUCUUUUGCUCCCCAAAUCGGGGAAUGGACCGCUGUGGAGUGUGUUGCCUUGUGAGGGGUUGCAAACCUGUGGUAUGAGAUCUUUUGCUUUUAAGUAGACUCGCUAGCUGUGUAUAAAUCUUCAAAGUGUGCUCCAGGAAAUUUGCAAAAUUAACUCCUCAGGACUGUGUGGCAGGUCAGUAAAUAUAAUCAUUAUACAAUGACUUGGAUAACCAUGUAACUAUAACCAGAUUUACUCAGUGAGGUCUGUUGGAGUUUGGGAAAAAAAUCUGUCACUGGUGAGAAGCUACUUGCAUAGUUCAACGGGAUCAACAGGGCUACUCAUAUAAGUGUCUGCUCUUCAGUAUAAACAAAGGGGUUAAGUCUGACCAUGUGUGUGCAAUGCUGUUUAAUUUAUUUUGCUAAUUGUUCAGUUGUGUAAACAAAAGCUUUACACUGCUUCGUUGUAUUUACCCAAGGCAGGAAAACAAAUGAUGUAGAACUUUUCUAAUUUUGUAUUAAAUUUGUGGAAAUUUCCACAUGAAAAAAGAUAAGUUGUAAUAGGAUGCAGUUCUUUGGGAAUGAGAUACUAUAGAAAUCAUCUGGUUUUCCAAUCUACUGAAUCACGGAGAAUUGUAAUUGGGAGAAGGGGUGAUAUGGUGGGAUUUAGUAAUUUCAAAGUGAGACAGACAGUAGCAUUGAAUAAUAUGAAUGUCAUAGUAUCAUGUUAAAAACUAGGUUAGUGACAAACAUGCUGGAAAUCUCCAAAGGCGUAUUACAUGACAACUACACGAAAACACAUUGAAGGCAGGCUAUUAAUCCUCCUCUUUGUUGGAAAAAAUCUGUUUCUGUAGGUUGUUAAAAUAAAAUAAAGUGGAAAUAUUUGCCCUAAUUUAUUAAAGAAAAUCUAUGCAAUGAAGUUGCUAGCAUCUUUUAACCCUAAGUGAAUGUAUCCCUUGCUUUUGAUAGAAGCAGAAGCCCUAUCUAUUCUCCCAACUCUGCCACAAGCUCUCAUACUUGAUAAAAUCAUUGCAUUAUGGCCAUAUUGUUCUGUGUGAACUGAAGUCCUGCUAAUGUGUAUUAAAGAAACAUGUAUAUUUGAAAUUAUCUUUUGGUAAGAUUCAGCUCUAGCUCGAAAUGAAUUGAACUAAAGCAAUAAGUGAGAACCAGUGUCCUCUAAUCCAAUAUGCACAACAGGAGGAAAACAAAUUACUUAAGAAAGUACAUGAGGAUAGCUGAGCCCAUUUUAGAGCUAGUAUUCUUACAUUAAUUUCAGCCUGUGUGAUGAUAUAAUCUAUUCUCAUUCUGUAAUAUGCAUUCUGAGAGUGUUUAAUUU
This is a messenger RNA of Pelodiscus sinensis (Chinese soft-shelled turtle), 4571 nucleotides long. The record is from RefSeq and is a predicted model, not a curated record. NCBI's taxonomy places the organism in Eukaryota, Metazoa, Chordata, Testudines, Trionychidae.